AUGGCGGUGCCAGCCACGCGUAGAUUCCCCCACCGGAGCCCGACAGCGCUCCUGCUUCCACUCGCGGUGCUGACGCUUGCCGCCGUCUCUGAAUCCGCAAGAUUAGCAUCUGUGUCGAGUGUGGUCAGCACCUUCAGUAGUCCAAAACUUGUCAACGACUCGUCUCCGUCCUCUUCCUCCUCCUUCUCCUCUUCCUCCUACUCCUCCUCUUCUUCCGCCUCCUCUUUCGUCUCCCUUUCCUCCGCCUCUUCCACGGUCGAGUCGCACGAUGACGUGGCAGAGCUGGAGGAUGACGUGUCGGCUCCGCGGCGCAUGAUGCUCGCGCCCGGAUGGAUGCUUUGGCGAAUGGCGAAUUCUAACAGAUGCCGCCCGUCGUCGCUCCAGGGUUACACGUCAAGUCGCAAGCUCGGCAACGGCCUGGUUCUCCAUUGGAGGGCGACGACGGGGAAGCGUCUGCGCGUGGCGGUGAUGGCGCGCGCGGGGACGGAAGCAGCGGCGGCGGGGUGGUUCGCCGUGGGGUGGUCCCCCAAAGGGGACAUGGACGGGAGCAACGUGGUUGCGCGCGAGGCGGACAGCGCCCCUAUCGCGUACGACCUGAGCGGGCAUGAGGACGCCACGGAGGCGCGCUCGUGGGUGCCGCAGGACGCUUCGGUGGAGCAUACCGGGAAUGGAAUUAUCAUGCGGUUCACGCGCAUCAAGGGGGACGGGUCGUCGGUUGGCAUCAAGACGUGGGAGGGCUUUAACUACAUCGUGUUUGCAUAUGGCAUGGGCAUCACCAUCGGGGACCACCAGUACAGGGCGACCGCAACUGUUGGUGCUGACUCGCAAACUCGAUGGCUUCAGCAGCAGCAGCACCGGAUUCGGGCUCACCCGUUACAGGAGAAAUCGACUGAAGUUGUACCUCUGUUGGAAUUAGCAAGGAAAAGAGGGGAGCAAAGAAUAGAGGGGUUAGCACCCAAGGAGCAGAACGACAUGGAAUCAUGGCACCGGACAAAUGAGUUCUCAUCCCAAACCCACCUCCCGGAACCCAUCACCCCAUACCAAUUUCCCCACGCUCAUCUCCCCAUACCCAUCUCCCCAUACCCAUCUCCCCAUACCCAUCUCCCCAUACCCAUCUCCCCAUACCCAUCUCCCCAUACCCAUCUCCCCAUACCCAUCUCCCCAUACCCAUCUCCCCAUACCCACCCCCCCAUACCCAUCUCCCCAUACCUACCCCCCCAUACCCAUCUCCCCACGCUCACCCCCCCAUACCAACCCCCCCAUACCCAUCUCCCCACGCUCAUCCCCCCAUACCCAUCUCCCCACACUCAUCCCCCCAUACCCAUCUCCCCACGCUCAUCUCCCCAUAGCCACAUCCCCCCAUACGUCGUGCGGUGCUCGGCAGUGGUCGACCAUACAUCGCCCCCAUCCACCCACACCAUCUACUUUCAUACCGGCCAUUAUACCCCCACACCCAUCUCCAUCCCCACAUCUCCUAUACCUCUCCCAUCAUGCUCGGGAGUGGUUGACCACGCAUCCCCUCCAUACGCCCACACCAUCUGA
Molecule: messenger RNA, 1542 nt
Organism: Closterium sp. Naga37s-1
Lineage: Eukaryota; Viridiplantae; Streptophyta; Zygnematophyceae; Desmidiales; Closteriaceae
Source: the annotation of a GenBank genome assembly